UGGUGGGCGUGGCUAGGUGCCUUAUCCUCCAUUACAACAGUCUGAGGUCUAUCUUAGAGGCAUUUUUUAGCGAAAGGAAUCAGCUUUGGGAUUAGAACACAGGUCUGAUAUCUCCACCAGUCUAUGCCACCUCCAGACGUGCGCACCAGCUUGCCUGUCUUCUCUGUCCAUCUCCAUUGAGGCUUCCUGCCACGCUUAUUACGUAGCCCUAUCCUCCUCAUGGACUCUGACAGCUCCCAUUCCUCUCUCUAUAGAGGCUUAAGCUCAGCGUUCAGUUACUCAAUCCAACGAGCAGCAUCCUCUUUCUCUGCCUUUGUCUCUAGCUGGUAGACAUGGCAUGGACCCUUCUUAUCGUACGAGAAGCAGCCCCAGAACAUAAACUUAGAGUAUCCCUUCCACCUCUCACGGAUACAGCUCUUAACUACUCUCUCAUCUGCCUUUCUCCAGACUCUAUAGCCCCCACGUCGGUGGUUAAUUACUACCGACGUCUCGUCUGUCCAGAUAACAUUCUUCCAGUCCUCCAACGUCCAGUCCUUAUACUCUAAUGCCUACUUAAGACGAGCACUCCUCAUCUCCUGUGUCAACCC
Messenger RNA from Bipolaris sorokiniana ND90Pr, 587 nucleotides. RefSeq lists its product as uncharacterized. NCBI's taxonomy places the organism in Eukaryota, Fungi, Ascomycota, Dothideomycetes, Pleosporales, Pleosporaceae. The transcript has a single exon. Bases 333 to 545 code for a protein of 70 amino acids. The record is from RefSeq and is a predicted model, not a curated record.